AUGCCUAGUUACGGCACUGUCACUGUGAACAUAGUGACUGGCGGCAGGGACAGUGUAAUAGAGAAGAGGACCCGUGUGCAGGUCCCCUCCUAUCUGGCAGCGCAGCAGACUCUGGAUUUGUGCUACAGGGUUUCACAGUUUGUCACUGUCUUUGCUUCUCAUACAGGGGAGACUGAAAAUGUUCCAGUAAGCAGUCUGCCAGCUCAGAUAUACCAGUUGCAGAUUUUGGCCUCUGAACUUAAGACAGGUUUCACGGAGGCCAUGCAGGAGUUGUCCCGUAUACAACAUGGAGAAUACGCCCUGGAGGAGAAGGUCAAGAGCUGUCGCUGUACUAUGGAAGAGAAGGUGACGGAGAUGAAAAAUUCACUCAACAAUUUAAAGGAAGAGGUCAACACCGCCAUGGCAAUGAUUCAUACCAUAAUUGCUAAACAGGAGGAGAUGCAGCAGAAGAUUGAACAGCUCCAGCAAGAGAAGAGGAGAGAAUCCCGCAAAGUAAAAAACAAGAUCCAGAAGGAAGAGCAAACAAACCAAACACAAGCACCACAGAAUGGCACCUUCCAGACAGUCAAUCACUCUGAAUCCAUGUUGGUCAAUCAUCAUUAUAACAACCCAGUUCAGCCAUCACCAUAUGAGAAAGGGUCAGCUCUAAGAGAAGUCAUAUCCUGGCCCACUGAAAACAAGAAAGAGGUAGACCAGAUCUUAAAGAGAUUGUCCACUACUUUUGAGACAAAAACCCUCCCCGAGUUAAAAAUGAAGCUGUAUGCGCGCAAACAGCAACCGGGCGAGACCCUCCGAGACUACGCCCUGAGUUUACAAGAAACACUAAGAGCGAUCCAAGCAGUUGACAAAGAUGAAGUCAGAAAUGCAGACGAAGCGCUAACAGUUCAGUUUAUUGAAGGAGCCUCAAGGGAGAGUGUCAAAACCCAACUACGACUACUCAAAAUGCAAAUGCCGGGUAAAACCUUCCUAGACUUCAAGGAAGCCGCCAUCACAAUAACUGGAAACCAAUCGGGAAGAGAACCCAGAGCUGGUGGACUUCAGAGAAUCCUCAGAGCUGAUGGGAGCUACUGCUUCCAGUUCCGAAAGACCGAAACGACGACGGUAUCCAGGUCAGUAAGCGCUGGGAAUGAAAUCAAUAUGGCGGUUACCAACACAACUCGAGCAACUCAGGAAGAAACAGAUGAGAGUUUCAAGUCUUCCGUGUCAAUUGAAGCACAGACAAGAGUGUACAUGCCUUCCCUUAUAUGGAGACAACCCAAAGAAGGGAGGGAAUGGGAUGAAGAGAGUUCUUCAAAGGAACAAACAGACAGGCUGAGAGAGCCAGUGCAGAGCAGCAGAAGUGCCCCUGUGGAGAACAUCCUAAGCGAGCCUAAUAGCUUUGCAAGAAGGCAAAGUGCUGCCAAAGAUCUGCUGGAGUCCGAAAGGAAGUAUGUCCUGAAUUUGUCUCAUAUCCUAAAGAUCAGGGCGACCUUACAGGGGUCUGACAUCAAGAGGAGCACUAAGGAGAGAAGUUUCUUCCCCAGUUCCUUGCGGUAUUUGAUCCAGCAUCACCUGGACCUGCUUCACAUAUUACAGGAGAGAGUUGUGAAAUGGUCCAGACAAGGAAUCCUGGGAGACAUAUUCCUGAAGUUAACCAAUGAUGAGAACAACUUUUUGGACUACUAUGUUGCUUAUUUGAAAGACUUACCAGAAAGUAUAUCCGUGAUCCAUAUAGUGGUUCUUAAAGAGGCUGAAGAAGAUAUUAAGUCGGAUCUGUACAUUCUACUUUUUCACGUAGUUCAACGCAUCCCAGAAUAUCUUAUCCUCUUGCAGAAUAUAUUGAAGUACACAGAGCAGGAGCACCCGGACUAUUACUUGCUGCUCGUUUGUGUCCAGCGGCUGCGUGUGUUCAUUUCACAUUAUAGUAUUCUUUUCCAGUAUAAUGAGGACUUGCUUAUCCAGAAAAGGAAAAAACUGAAAAAGUCCUCUUUGAUUAAGCUGUACAAAGGUCUUGCUUCCCAGUGCACUGGGUCUGGUCAGGAAGUUCCUCCCAGUCUGACUAAUUCUGCAAACAUUAAGGAAAAUGCUGCCCAGCAUGAAGAGUCGCUUCAUUCUUACACUACGGGGCCAGGAUCUAAUUCAUCAGUCACGCAUUUAAUUCCUCAUAAUAAAAAGAGCAGACAAACUCCAGUGGAAACCAUACAACCAUUAAAAUCCUCAUUGGAAUGGGAAAUUGAUCAAAAGAAGCAAGACAGACCAGAGAACAUCACAGCGCCAACUUCAUUCACUGGGGCAGACCAAGAGCUCAAUUCUCUGGUGACCCCUCUGCAAUCAAUUCCAGAGAUGGACUAUGAAAGUAAUUCUGUAGAUGAAAUGCUUGAUAUGGAAAGAUCCAUGAGGACCUCAUCUAAUAUCCUACCUGAUGGCACAUUUGCCCGCAAUUAUGAGGAAUUUGAGUAUGGCGGUGAAAUAAUAGGAGUAUCCACUCCAUACGAAGAAGAAACAUUUCCAAACAGGGCUCUCUUUGAGUCAUGCUCUGCAGGUUCUUCAGAGUCCAGCCUGGAUAUUUGCUUCUUGAGGCCUAUCAAUUUCACACUUGAAUCUAACAGGACAGAACGUUCCCAGCACCCCGUAGCAAGAAGCUGCAUUUCCCCCAUAAGCAACAGCAGCUACAGGCAUGAAGGAAUCCAUGUGAAACACAAACCCCUAAGCCGCUCUCUCAAGGAGUUCCCUCGUAAUCAAGAGACAGUGUCUGCCCGGUUAUACAGCACUAGAAGCACAAAUGCCAGCAGGAUGCAGUUCAAGGAGGAUCGAAGCUCUCAAUCCCAUGGCCUAUCAGCAUCAACCCGUAGCUCACAUCGGCACUUCUAUAUUCCACAAAGACCACACGUAGAAAGUAGAUCUUUACUAGAGGAUAUCCACAUGGAGGACAAUGCUAGAUUCUACCAUAAGGAUGAGACUGAGCAGACCUCUUUCAGUGAGCACCAUCCCAGGUCAGACCAGAAAGGAGGAUUCCGAAGCUCCUUCCGGAAACUGUUUAAAAAGAAGUCCUGCGGAUUAGAUGGCAAAGAGAAGAUGAGUGAGAAGUCAUCCAUAGACCAGUCUCCUACCAGGCAGGAGAUCUUCAGAACACACACUGCUCUGAUCAGCGACUUUGACCGGGGGACGGCGGUGUAGUGAGAAACUACUAUAUACAGAGCCAGUGCAACUGUGAACCACAGUCAGGAAUAAUGACCUCACCACGAAGAUAGUUUGUGUCUAAAGCCAAAACAGUAUUAUUUUUUUUAUUACGUUUUCCCCAGUUAACUAUUUCAUCUUGCUGCUGUUUAAUAGAAAACAGAGUAGAAAGUGUAAAAUAUGGCUUCUUUAUUAUUGGUAACUUCUAGGUAAGCUUUUUCCUUAAUAUGCUGAAUGUAAUAUCAGAAAUAUUUACUGUAUCUUCCAUUCUCCACUGUAGAUGUGACAAAUAACAGGACCAUUUUAGUAGGGUUAAGUUCCAAUACUUUCAUUUUAAAGUUAUCUGCACCACAUGGGUGCAGCUAAAACUUUUUUUAUUACCAGAUGCAGAUAGAUGGGUGGAGCUGGGGAAGAGUUUAUGAGAAUGCCUCCGUUGGUGUUAUAGACAGGAACGUUAAAGCCAGAUUUACUUUUCAUUCUGGCACUAUAGGCAAGAUGUGUUUCUUGACAAACUGUCUUCCAGAUUCAGUACAGCAGUAACAGAUCAGGUCGGUUGAGUGUGCAGCUUUAUACUAGGUUGUUCAGGUUGACACCAUUGCCAAAUUACAAACUGGACAGGGAAACAGACAAUGAUACACAAGGAUAGGUGCUAUUUAUUGCAUAAUGGUCCAGCCAGAUUGCAAAGGUUCUUGGCAGGCUAUAUGACAUGGUCCCACAGCAAUGUUGACCAGGGGUCAGGAGGAUGUGAAAUUGAAGAAAAAAGAUAUGUGAAUAUGUGUGUAGACUGUACAGAAAGGAUGUAAUUAGAUAGGAAAGUUUAUGAAGGUUAUGUGUGCGGUUCCAGAAUUUGCUAAGCUUGCCCGAAGAGGUGAAUUUUUAGGGAACGCUUGCAGGUUUGGAGACUAGAAGAGAUUCAUGUUGUGUGUGGGAGCGCAUUCCACAGAGUAGGUGCAGUCCAAAGAAAGUGCUGCAAUCGUGAGUGGAUAUUUUGAGAUAAGCAAAGAGAUGUACAGAGCCGGCCUUAGGCAUAGGCAAACUAGGCAAAUGCCUAGGGCAUUUGGCAUGCUUAGGGGCACCAGCAGCU
This is a messenger RNA of Pseudophryne corroboree (corroboree frog), 4240 nucleotides long. RefSeq names its product Rho guanine nucleotide exchange factor 33 (gene ARHGEF33). Lineage: Eukaryota; Metazoa; Chordata; Amphibia; Anura; Myobatrachidae. The record is from RefSeq and is a predicted model, not a curated record. The transcript is spliced from 17 exons. Bases 1 to 3156 code for a protein of 1051 amino acids. Gene Ontology annotation, molecular function: guanyl-nucleotide exchange factor activity.